AAAAAGCGCAAUGGCUCUCCCACCACUACACGACCUCCAAAACCAACCCAACAACCUCGCCAUCUCGACUCCACUUCAAACACCAUCUCUCUCAAUAACCAGUACCAUCGAAACCUCUAACGAAAAAGAAAACCUCACCACCACCACAGAAGAACUACCACCAACACCACCCCCCGAACAACCCCAACCCAAACUCCAACCCCUCCUCAUGCACGAAACCCACACCUCCCCAAAAACACAACACUUCUCCCGCUCCCUCCUCCUCUUCCUCCAACACCCCAUCACCGACUACUGCAUCGGGCAAGCCCAAGCGCGAUACCUGGACCGCGCUGCCCUCAAAUCGUCUCUCACCACAAAGAAAUCCCACAAGAAUAAAACCCCGAAUUCAACCCACCGCCCAACCUUCCACCUCGCACAAUCCGUCCAAUCCCUCAACGACGGUGAUUCCGACGCCCUGGCGCUCGCAGUGGCAAUUUUCAACGCGGACGGGACGGUCAUGCGGAAACACACCCUCUCUCCCUCCUCUCCAUGGGGAAAAGAGCUAGAAGAAGGCGGGAUACUAGUCCUGAGUUAUUUGUUAGUGGAGAGGGAGUUUCGACGACAAGGGUUUACUAGUGUUUUGGUGAAGGGACUGGUGGAGAGAGCGAAGGGGGCGAGGGGGGGUGUGAGGUGGGUUUUUGUUAAGCCGGGGGUUAUCAGGAGUGAUUUGGAGGGUGAGAAGGAGGGGAGUAGGGAAAAGGAGGAGGAAGAGAGGGCGUUGGAGAGAGCGAGGAGUUUUUAUAAGGGGGUGGGGUUUCGGAGGGUUGGGGAUAGUAGGUGGUUUUGCUUGGCUGUUGAGGGGUGA
This is a messenger RNA of Mollisia scopiformis, 844 nucleotides long. RefSeq lists its product as uncharacterized. Bases 11 to 844 code for a protein of 277 amino acids. The record is from RefSeq and is a predicted model, not a curated record. The transcript has a single exon. Lineage: Eukaryota; Fungi; Ascomycota; Leotiomycetes; Helotiales; Mollisiaceae.